Messenger RNA from Postia placenta MAD-698-R-SB12, 1089 nucleotides. RefSeq lists its product as hypothetical. Gene Ontology annotation, molecular function: acyltransferase activity, transferring groups other than amino-acyl groups. The transcript is spliced from 3 exons. The coding region runs from base 1 to 1089 and encodes 362 amino acids. Lineage: Eukaryota; Fungi; Basidiomycota; Agaricomycetes; Polyporales; Adustoporiaceae. The record is from RefSeq and is a predicted model, not a curated record.
AUGCCGGGUUUGAACGCUCUAUCCUCGCGCCACACAGUGAUCAUUCAACAUGACACUGCGAGCGACUACUUGGCAUUGUCCUACCCUACAUUGCGACGCCACGAAGCCUCUGCUAACAUUGUCCUUGCCCAUGCCCUGAAGCGCGUCAGCGCCGAGGCCGCCUUGAGCGGACACCAAUUCAUUAGCGACGCGGACGUGCACGAGUACCUGUCCACACUCGAGACUUCGCAUUUAUCCCCGCACACGACCAGCGACUCCUUCUGGCUCACCAUGUGGAGCCUUGCGCCUUCUGCACCUCCGACACUAGAUCUCGUCCUCACUUGCGUCAAUUGGACGCUGGGCGAGUACCCCAUCUUCCUUUGGACUCCUCACCAUCCGAGCACUCUCACCUCGGAGUGGCUAAUUCCCCGCAUUACGCAGCUGGUGGGACACUUACGCUCAUGUGUGCCCCCAGAACGGGUCUACUCCGUAUUUGGAAUGACACCAUUGGUCAAAGCAUUCGCACGACAGUGGACAGAUGUGACUGGGUUCGCGGUCGAGCCCGAGCCAUUUUAUGCUGCCUACUUCUCCUUCUGUACGCGCCACAUUUUCCAGGGCUCGGCUGCCGAGUUACCCGAGGGACACGUCCUGCGCCGCGCAACGCUGCAUGAUCUGGAGCCCGUCGCCCAGCUCUGCAAAGAAUUCGCCGACGACACUGUCUUUUUCCCCCUCUCCAUCGAAAAUGCGCGGAUAGAAGCGCGUGAGCUGAUCACCAAAGGCCAAAUAUGGGUCUACGACGCCAACGGGGUCAUUACGACGAUUUGCGCGGUCACGCGGAACUCGCAGCGCGUCUCCGCGAUCACAAAAGUGUAUACCACACCCGCAUGGCGGAGGCGGCGUUGCGCGGAAUUCCUGGUACGCGAUGUCACCGCCCGGCUUCUGUUUGACUGUGGAAAAGAGCGUGUCGUGCUGUACGUCGGACAUGACAACAACGCGCAGCGCGUCUACGACCGGGUCGGAUUUGCCGGCCUGUGCGGCAAAGACAAGCCGCAGGGCGUUGAAGACUCUAUUGAGCUCGGAUUCGUCGGGACGAACAGAGGCCAUUGGUAA